AUGUUCCAGAACACGCCUCUCAAAAGCGAUUUCUAUUCGGCGAAUGGUACUGUCGAAAUUACGUUCAAAUAUGAGCCAGGAGCAUGGCCACUGGGAACGCAAGAUCUGGAUGUAAUGCCAAUGUUUCAUUUGAUCACAUGCGCUGAGCCAGACCUCACUCAAGGAGUGCCGCUUCCAGAAUUCAUAAAGGGAUCGCUCCCGAAUACGCUGGUGGGUCGUGUGGGUUCGGACAUGAUGUAUCGGAAAUGUCGAUUUGUCUACUAUGCGCAGAGCAUCUCGAGUAGAAAAUGUGCCACAGAGACGGAGAUUCGCACACCGCCUUCACCCGACUUACAGACGCUGACCAUCAACUGCGACACGGUCGAGGGAAAUCCGUGCGUCAGAGUUGACAUCUUCCCAGCUCCUGUUUGUGGUCAAAUAAAUGAUAUCGAUUACAAGAUUUCAAAGAAGUACAUCGCUCCGGGCGACAAAGACUAUAGCUUGACGUUGAAUGUCACGUUUGAACCAAUUCGGAGAGAAAAUGAGCCGCCUACCAUCUAUUAUAAGGCGUUUUACGGAGACGCUUUACCGUAUGCGCACAAAGAAGAGGAGGCGCUAGCCGGUGUCAACAUGACGAAAGUGAUAGGAAGUACAACCAACUGCUUACAAUUCGACCAGAACGGAUUCUGCUUGGAAAACACUGGUAACAACGUGAAUGUGAGCGGGCUUAGUUUCGAUAAGCUCUAUGGAAUCACGUUUUGUGCUGUGAAAGAUCCUCGGAACCUCACCAUACCAGACUUGACAGACAGCAGUAGAGCGGUCCGGCCACGGACCAAUAAAAUAUACGUCGACUCCAAAGAUCAAGCUGGCAGUAAAGCGGGCAUGAUCAUCGGAAUCGUCUUCGGUGCGAUCGUCCUCCUGAUUGCUGGCAUUAUUGGCAUCUGCUGUUACAUUAACCGGAAGCAGAAGCAAGAGAAUAAACUCUAUCAACUGAAACUAGCCCAGCUGGAACGCGAAAAGGAGUGCCGAUACACUGAUUUUCCGAAAAAUAGCAAUAAAAUAGAAAAUUGGAAUCCUUAUUUAUCGAAGCGAGUUCCAGGAAAGCUCCUUGGCAAGUCGUUAGGCCACAAAGACUCAACCUCGCCUCUCGGAGUAAAUCUCAUGAGGGCAGAGAACUGUCAGGUUGCCGUGAAAAUGCUGCCAGAAUAUGCGGACGAGAUGUCUCGAAGCGACUUCCUUAGAGAAAUCGGUCUAAUGAAAACCCUUGGAUAUCAUGAAAGAUUGGUCAACAUGCUCGCAUGUAUCACUGAGUCUGAACCACUCUGUCUCAUCGUGGAAUACUGUAGCGAUGGUGAUUUGCUGCGGUUUCUACGUGAACGAUGUAAAUACAUGAUGAAGCUUGACGCAGCAGGUGUGAACUACCACGAGCCUCCAGUUGAUAACAGUUACGAUAUUGAGAUGGUGAUCACAUUGAAGCAAUUGCUAAUGUUCGCCGUUCAAGUCAGCUACGGACUGGAAUACCUCUCAUCAAAAGGUUUCGUUCAUCGAGACGUGGCCGCUCGUAAUGUUCUCGUUCACGGGAAAAACGCCUGCAAAAUUGGUGAUUUCGGUCUCUGUCGCAACUUGUAUGCAGAUAACUCUCUCUACAAAAGCAAGGGUGGACGUUUGCCGUUGAAGUGGAUGUCACCGGAAGCGAUCCGACAUUACGAGUUCUCGGCACAAAGCGAUGUAUGGGCCUUUGGUGUACUACUAUUCGAGAUUAUCACGCUUGGUGGCUCACCAUACCCUUCCGUCUCUCCUGAAGAGAUGCUACCAUUCCUGGAGAACGGUGGUCGAAUGGAGCGUCCAGAUAACUGUCCUGAAAAUUUCUACGAGGUGAUGUGCGAGUGUUGGACAGUGAAUCCUCGGCUACGACCAGAUUUCUCAGUGAUUCGUCAAAAGCUUGCCUCCCUGCUAGAGGAAAUCACUGAGGAGUACAGCUAUUUGACUCUUGACGCCCAGAAAGACUACUAUAAUGUCCAGUACGGAGACCAGAAGCCGGACGUAAUCGUGAUCCCCGAGUCAGAAACGAUAUCGAUCGAGCCGAUGAAGAAAACGUUAGAUACAUCGAUGUUAUCGAUCGACAGCCUUCCCAUCGAUGACGUGACCACGUGGAGUGAUGGAAACUCCACGAAGGACUUUCAAGCUGGCGACGUCGCUAGACGGAAGACUGCUUCGGAUGGUACGGACGACUCAAUGUUGGGUGUGGAUAAUUCCGCUUUUAAAGGCGAUUCUUUAUAG
Messenger RNA from Ostertagia ostertagi, 2259 nucleotides. Lineage: Eukaryota; Metazoa; Nematoda; Chromadorea; Rhabditida; Trichostrongylidae. The record is from the annotation of a GenBank genome assembly.